This is a messenger RNA of Endocarpon pusillum Z07020, 3465 nucleotides long. RefSeq lists its product as uncharacterized. Gene Ontology annotation, biological process: mRNA processing; intrinsic apoptotic signaling pathway in response to endoplasmic reticulum stress; IRE1-mediated unfolded protein response. The record is from RefSeq and is a predicted model, not a curated record. Bases 1 to 3465 code for a protein of 1154 amino acids. Lineage: Eukaryota; Fungi; Ascomycota; Eurotiomycetes; Verrucariales; Verrucariaceae. The transcript has a single exon. Gene Ontology annotation, molecular function: protein serine/threonine kinase activity; ATP binding; RNA endonuclease activity. Gene Ontology annotation, cellular component: IRE1-TRAF2-ASK1 complex.
AUGGCUGCUCCCUUCCGUCGCCAACCAGGUCUUGGAGGGGGCUCAACGAAGAAGAAACUUGCAUUCUGGGCCUUUCUGGCUGCUUUGACAGCUGCCCAGUACUCCAGUCACGAUACUGUCAACGACCGGAUACCAGAUCCCACCUCUCGAGAAAAUCGGAUCCAACGAAGCGCAACUCCCCUCUCGGCCGGCCGCAGUCCUACUGAGAGUGCUCUUCACAAGCUUGAUACAACAUAUGCAAAAUACAGAAAUACCCAUACAUCAGACAAUGAUGAUUUCAUGUCUGCCUUGGCUCCGGCUCGCAUUGACGAUGUCGUAAGAGCACCCCCUGCGAGAAAUGGCCAGCCCUCAGGGCUGUCCUCGCUGCCCGCGGCGCGAUCUUUGCAGGACUGGGAGGUGGAGGACUUCAUCCUUGUAGCUACUAUUGACGGCAGCUUACAUGCCCUCGACCGCAGGAAUGGAAGGGAAAGAUGGGCCUUGGGCAAUCCAGACAGUCCCAUGAUCGAAACUAUUCACCAUCGUGCCAAUCGAUCCGACAAUAAUGAUCUGGAUUCCGAUGAUGAGUUCAUGUUUAUCGUCGAGCCAAGUCUUGACGGCAACCUCUACAUUCAACACAAAGAUCCUGCCAUUGGACUUCAACGUCUGGAUAUGACGGUAAGGUCAUUGGUAGAUCGAAGUCCUCAGCGCACUCGUGACCCACCUCUGGUAUUUGUGGCGCGAAAGGAAGCAUCAAUGUAUACCAUUGACGCUGCAACUGGCAAUGUCAAGGAUUUUAUCGAUACCACAGCCACUUACUUCAAUGAGGAUGCCACAAAGGGUAGUUGUCGAAGGCUGAGUGGUUUUGAGGUCGACGAACAAGAUUGCGAGCCUGCCGGUGUCCUACAUGCUGGCCGCACUACUCACUCCGUUGUCAUUCAGGAUGGCAUUACCCGCCAGAUGAUAUGCACAAUAAAAUAUUCCGAGUGGACGCCAAAUAACGGAGAUAUGGAUCUGCAUGGUCAGUACAACGUACCUUUCGACAACCGAAAGAUCCACGCAUUCCAUGAUGGGCGUUUUAUUGGAUUAGACGUGUCCGGAGACGACCGUAGAACUAAGUUUCAUGGCAAGUUGGACACCCCAGUGGCAAGAGUCUGGGAUAUCGCUCGUCCUAUUGGCCAUUUGACCAGCGAAUCUUCUCUGGUUAUGUUUUCGCCGCCUGCUGACCCAGCACACCUCAACACCAUCCAAUGGGAUGGUGAGCACGGUCAAGAUAAGGUCUUUGUCAACCGCACAGGCGCUGGCUGGUAUGCGAUGUCAGAAUUGCGAUAUCCUGGCAUUACCAGUCAGGCGAAGAAAGCAAAGAUUAAUACCGUCGGCGGCCUGGAAACGAGAUAUCUGGAUUUUGAAGCGGAUUCUGACAGCUUGAUCGGUUACCACGACCUAAAUAUCAUUGGAAAGGGAGACCAGGUACCGCUGACGAUAUCCGGCCCACUUUCUGUCUCGGAACUUACGGUGCCGCCUGAGAAAGAUUUAGACACCUCAUCGCCAUUGACAGUACCUUCAAUCAUAGCCCAUCCCACCUCCACAUACUCUACGGGGAUGUUGGUGGUGAUGACGGUACUUUUUGCAUUUGCCUUUGCCAGGAACUGGAAGACGAACCACACAUCGCUCCAAACCCACAGGAAGCAAGGAUUACAGACCCUGACGGAGAAGCCAUUGCCCGAUCUUCCACGAAGCAGGUCGCAGUCUUUCACCAAUGGUACUUCACUGGCAGCUGUCGGUGAUGUUCAUGUCAGUAUACACACAGGCAACUUGGCAGCGCCUCUUGUUGAGGAGUCUUCAUUAGCUUGCGAACCAGUAGAUCAGCAAAUAGUAAUGAGAGACCUACCGAGCCCGCAGCUUCGACAGAAUUCAGCUGGCCUGCUGGACCAAGGUUCCGAGAGCGAGUCCGAGGACGAAAGCGCGGAGACCAAGAAUGGCGAAAUCACCCCCGGGACGAGAAAGAAGACCAAGCGUGGCAAAAGAGGAGCCAGAAAGGGCAAGAAGGGGCCUAAGAAAUCCAUGAAUCCUGACUCGGUGGAGGAUCUCAUGAUUGUGCCCGAGAGAAUGCAAAAAGACGGAGAAAUGAUUGUUGGACGGCUUCAGAUUGACACCAAGACAUGCUUAGGGAAUGGUAGCUCUGGAACUGUUGUCUUUCCUGGGCAAUUCGACGGUCGAGAAGUGGCAGUCAAGAGAAUCGUUCGAAACACACACAGUCUGGCGGCAAAAGAGAUCAAGCAUCUGCUGUCGAGUGAUGAAAAUCCCCAUGUCAUUCGAUACAUUGGCAAAGAAGAGACAACCAACUUCACUUACAUUGCUCUUGAUCGUUUUACCGCAUCUCUGGACCAGGUCGUCGAACAUCCUGAGAGAUAUCCAACCCUGGUGUGUCCUCCGAAAGGUCUUGAUGUCAAGGACGCCUUGCGUCAAAUCACAGACGGAGUGCAGCAUCUACACUCUCUCAAACUCGUUCAUCGCGACAUCAAGCCCCAGAAUGUCCUUGUGCGAGCAGUAAAAAGCCACCGUCCGGUCAUCGGACAGCCAAAGCUACAAUUCGUCAUCACCGACUUCGGUCUCUGCAAAACGCUUGACGAUGGCCCAAACUCCACCUACGCACCAACAGCCAACCACACCGCAGCAGGGACCUCUGGCUGGCGCGCGCCAGAACUGCUCGUCAACUCCAAAGCCACCGUCGCCGCACCCCUCGCCUCAACCGGCACGGCCUCUACCCGAUCUGCCUCCCAUUCUUCAGACGGGACCACCAUCGACCCCCCCACAGGCCGCCGCGCCACAAAAGCCAUCGACAUCUUUUCUUUGGGCUGCGUCUUUUUCUACAUCAUGACGCAAGGCCGCCACCCCUUCGACGUGGGCGGCGAGUCCCUCGGCCGCGACCUCAACAUCAAAGAGAACCGCUCCGAUCUCGAAGUGCUGAGACUGUACGACUACUCGUAUGAGGCCGACGACCUGAUCAUGCAGAUGCUGAAGCACAAUCCACGCGAGCGACCCGACACCACCGCCAUCCUACUGCACCCCUAUUUCUGGGACGUGGACACCAAACUCGACUUCCUCUGCGAGGUAUCCGAUCGCUUCGAGCACGAAAAACUCACGCCGGGCUCGCCGCACCUGGCGGCGCUGGAGGCCCAAGCACUGAACGUCAUCGGCCCGAGCAACGACUUCUUGAAGGCGCUACCCAAGAACUUCAUCAACGAGAUGGGCAAGCAGAGGAAAUACACCGGCAGCCGCAUGUUGGAUCUGCUGCGCGUGAUCCGCAACAAGAAGAAUCAUUUCCACGAUCUGCCGGAGAAUGUGCGGGAGAUGAUGAUGGGCGGGACGGCGGAGGGCUAUUUCGGCUUCUGGGGGAGGAGGUUCCCGAGUCUGUUGGUGGUUUGUCAUGCACUUAUUUGGGAGAGGGGCUUGGUUGCCGGGUGGAGGUUGGACAGGUAUUUUUAG